UUAGGCCACGACAGCAAUAAAUUUCCAGUGUUUACAGCCAAUGCCAAGGCCAAGUCAAAACUAAAAACAAAAACGACGCACACUUCAGGGCAGCAGUGAGAGCAAGGAGAGCGAGAGUCAAAUCUGAAUUGUCGCCACAACAAAAACGUAACGCCUACACGCACACACCCCCACCCACAUAUUAUCAGCAAUCAGGCUUCAGUCAAAUUAAUUAAUAGACAUGUCAAUCAGACGCGGAAUGGCCACUACGGCCUCCAAAGAGUGGCGCGAUUACUUUAUGAGCACCCAUUUCUGGGGACCCGUGGCCAAUUGGGGAAUACCGCUGGCAGCUAUCGCAGAUACGCAGAAGAGCCCAAAAUUCAUUUCCGGAAAAAUGACUCUGGCUCUGACGCUCUACUCGUGCAUUUUCAUGCGGUUCGCCUACAAGGUGCAGCCUCGGAAUUGGCUCCUCUUCGCUUGCCAUUUAACCAACGCCACGGCUCAGUCCAUACAGGGCAUCCGUUUUCUCAACUAUCAUUACGGAUCAAAGGAGCAGACAGCGUAAGCUGCCGUCAGCAACAUAGGUGCGAUGUCAUUUCAAAUAUUUACACACGAGGCCCAACAACAUUACUACCACUAAUAAUAGCUAGACAUGCAAAGUCGAUUUGACCAACAAAUAUAAAUCGCACUUGUUGUCUGCCUUUGCCUGCCGGGCGAUUCUAAGCUCUGGGAAAACGGCAUAGCUUUCUCGUCACGCCGCACCGCUCAACCUAAAUAGUGGAGUGUUCCAAGCAAUUUAGUCUAUAUUGGUUGAUUUGGCACACUUUUGAAAUGGCAACUGAUCAAAAUUGUUAGCUGGUACAAGCCAGCAUAGUUAGGCAAAUUAUUAAAACUAAAAUUGUUAUUUUUAUACGAUUGGCUAGCAAAUUGUUUUGACUUACUUGAAAA
Molecule: messenger RNA, 927 nt
Organism: Scaptodrosophila lebanonensis
Lineage: Eukaryota; Metazoa; Arthropoda; Insecta; Diptera; Drosophilidae
Gene: Mpc1
Product: mitochondrial pyruvate carrier 1
Exons: 3
Coding region: 221-544 (107 amino acids)
Biological process (GO): pyruvate import into mitochondria
Cellular component (GO): mitochondrial inner membrane
Source: RefSeq, a predicted model, not a curated record